AUGAAAUCCCUGAGGUCCAAUUCUCCAUGCUCUUGCCAAGAUCUGGAUCACGUCCAGUACAGGAAACAUAUGAUGGAAGAAGUUCGUAAAGGCUCACUGGAUUAUGUAUCCCGAACUAAGGAAAUUCUGAGAUUGGAGCAGGCAAAACAGACUCUUGAAAACCUGAACUCGGAUCUUGAAAAAGACAUGCAAAACCUAGAUGAGGCAAACCAGGCCCUUCUUGUCCAAAUCCGAGAAAAAGAACUCAAGAUUCAAAGUCUAGAAAAAGAGAUCACCAAGUCAAUAGACCUAGCUGGGGAGAGAGAUGAGAUUAACCGCACCGCAUCUGAGAGGGAAGAUGCACUGAAAGACCUGGAAUUGGAGACCACAAAAUUGGAAAAGAGUAAUGAGAUACUAGCUAAGAGUGUGAAUGAGCUACGGAUAAAGCUUUCCAGGAAACCACCAAAGAAGACUGAAGUUGAGAAAGAAUCCCUAAAACAGAUGUUGGAUGAAUCAAAGGAGAAAUUACAAAAAGCCACAGCCUUUUGUGCAGAACAGGAAAAGGAACUGGCUAAGGUAACAUCUGAAUACCAAUCUGUGAAUCAACUCUGUGACGAUCAGGCUCGCUACAUAAAGAAAUACCAGGAAAUCUUGAGGCUGAUGGAGGAGGAUAGGGAGAUAUUGCUCCUUGAAACAGAAGUAAACAAAGCCCAGAGCUUGUAUAAUCAAUCUGGGAAACCACCUUUAAUUCUGGCAGAGGUUAUGGAAGAAAAGUUGUUUAAAGAAUGGCAAAGACAUUUUUGGUUCAGUAUUUCCCUGCUUAUCUUCUUGAUGAUCCUGUUCCUCACCAGGGUGCUGAGCUUCGGGUUUUUGUAUCUUCAUUUCAUAAAUCCAGAUUUUCUCCUGAACAAUCUGCCCAAGAUAAUGGACAGAAACACCUUGUGGAGGCUGAGAGGCUUUCUACUUCCAUCUCUCAAUCUCCGUGUAGAAGACUUUUUGCCACACUAG
Molecule: messenger RNA, 987 nt
Organism: Gracilinanus agilis (Agile Gracile Mouse Opossum)
Lineage: Eukaryota; Metazoa; Chordata; Mammalia; Didelphimorphia; Didelphidae
Product: transmembrane and coiled-coil domain-containing protein 5B-like
Exons: 12
Coding region: 1-987 (328 amino acids)
Source: RefSeq, a predicted model, not a curated record